AUGGACAACGGGGGGGAGUUCGUCAGCCGCGACUUCAUCGCCUUCUGCGACAACGCCGGCAUCCGCAGUGCGUACACGGCGCCGAGCACCCCGCAGCAGAAUGGUCCGGCGGAGAGUGCGAUCUGGCGCGUGAACAAGGCCGGCCACGCCGCUCGUCUCGAGGCACGCUGCCUGUUCCCCAAGAUCGACUUCACCCGCGUCCCCGGCUUCGGACGAAAUGGCGAGCGACUUUGGCUAGAGUCGUGUCACUGGGCUGCCGGCGGCUCCAACCGUUCUCCGACCAAGGUAAACCUCGGGUACAAGUCGCCGCACAAGCUCUUCACCGGCCGCCCGCCCCCGCUCCAGAUCGUCCCGUUCCUACAGCCGGGGCACAUGCGUGUGAUGCGCGCGCGGAAGAUGGAUCCCCAGGCAGUGCUGUGCUGCUACCUCAACAACGGCGACAACCAUCACGAGUCGGUGGUCAAGGUCCUCAAGUUUGCGACGGGGCGCGUGUGCAUGACGAACAACGUCGUGUGGGUCUCCGACCGCACGCCGUUGCUGACCCCGCCGCUGGAGAUGCCGGCGCCGGCGGGCGAGGGGGAGGAUUCGGAUGUCGCCGCCGCACCGUUUUCAAUGGAGUACAUUUCACCGCCUCUGUUACCCCCUUCACCGUUCGCCCGCUCUCCCACUUCUCCCGCUGCCAUAUUAUCACAGGCGCCGCCGGCAACUUCCACGCCACCAUCGCCGGCGCCGCCGCCUACCGCAGCCACACCAUCGCCACCGUAUACCACCAACGCGCCACGUGCAACGUCGCUCGCCGCCGCGCCACCGUUCACCACCACCGCGCCGCCUGCAACGCCGUUCGCCGUCGUGCCAUCGCCUCCCGCCGUCGCGCCUCCUGGUGCCGCGCCAUCGACCAACAUGCCGCCGCUCACUACGAGGACCAUCCGUGAACUGGACGUGGGGCGCGGGGACAUGAGGGUUUCUGGGCGCACGAGGGCAGCCGCU
This is a messenger RNA of Ectocarpus sp. CCAP 1310/34, 987 nucleotides long. NCBI's taxonomy places the organism in Eukaryota, Phaeophyceae, Ectocarpales, Ectocarpaceae. The record is from the annotation of a GenBank genome assembly.